Molecule: messenger RNA, 615 nt
Organism: Ostertagia ostertagi
Lineage: Eukaryota; Metazoa; Nematoda; Chromadorea; Rhabditida; Trichostrongylidae
Source: the annotation of a GenBank genome assembly
AUUCUUCUUUAUGCCUCUAGUAAGCCCUCACUUCAGGCUGGCGACUCAUGCGAACGAGAAAUCGACGCCACCGAUCCGUUACGUCCGUCGGCAAACGAGCUCAGCGGCGCCAAGCUGCUUCUGCGAAGAGCCAUGAAAGAGCUAUCACCUGAUGUCCAACCGACAGUUCCUGGACAAGUGCUACGGAAUCACAAGUUGGUAAAAACAAUUCAUGACCCGAAGCGUGGAAGAAGCAGUGAACCACGUUUGGGCACGGCCGCAUCACAGAACACUUUUGUGAUUGAGACGGAACGUCGAAGGCCGUUGGUGCUACCUGUCGGGCUAACCGAGGGAGCAUUGGAGUACAGGAAAGCUCAGGAAGCUCUGCGAAAAGCUAGAGAACAGGAAGAAAAGCGUCUGCAACGUGAACAAGCUGAGCGAGAAGCUGCUGAGGCCAAGGAGCGAGAAAGAUCUCACCGGAAAUCUGCCGUUUUCAGACAACGCCUGUAUCGACCCAAUGCGUCGGCACGAAGGCCACCGACAUUGAAAAAAGAGGUAGCUGGUUCUCGUGAGAGUUUGAUCAGUCAGGAUCCGACUAAGCCUAAGAGGUCGCCUAUUCGUAAAAGUAAGUCCUAA